Molecule: messenger RNA, 754 nt
Organism: Branchiostoma floridae (Florida lancelet)
Lineage: Eukaryota; Metazoa; Chordata; Leptocardii; Amphioxiformes; Branchiostomatidae
Product: angiopoietin-4-like
Exons: 3
Coding region: 1-666 (221 amino acids)
Source: RefSeq, a predicted model, not a curated record
AUGUGGUUCUACCGUCUGUUUGUGUUGACCGCAGUUCUUCUUAAUGGGUCCGUUGGGACAGAGGAAGCUCGUACUGACCAGUUUAGCCCGUCUCUGUGCAGGCUGUGGGAGGAGUGUAUCAGGACUGUUGAAGUAGCGGAAACCGGAGAAGUUACGAAGCUGAAGACAGUUUGUGAGGAUGUGGCUGACAUGCUGAAGAAACGUGACGUGCAAAGCUGCGAUUUGCUCCUGUUUCCGGAAGGAGGGAAACUAGCAAACUACGAAAACAGAAUGGAUCCUGAGGAAGGGCAUCAACCUUCGUCUCUCCUGGCUUCCCUGGCUCUACGAAUGUUUGGUCGAACAAACUACUUUAUUGACUGUUCUCAGAUUCACACAGCUUUUGCAAUGUUUAGUGUUGCAACAAGUGGUGUACACGACAUAAAACCUUUGGGUAUAGACAGUCCUAUUUCUGUGUACUGUGAUCAGACCACAGAUGGGGGAGGGUGGACGGUCAUACAGAGGAGGUUUGACGGUACCCUCCAUUUUGACAGACCAUAUAAUGAUUAUAAGUACGGGUUUGGUUCGGCCAAUGGGGAGUACUGGUUAGGGUUGGAGAGUAUGUACCGCCUGACGUCUCACAACGCUUACGAACUAUAUGUAGAGUUAGAGGACUGGGAGGGGUGGUGAAGUACGCGAAGUACUCCUCAUUCUCGGUGGGGGAGGCCUCUAUCUUCUAUCGUCUGAAUGCGGGUGGGUACAGUGGAACGGCUGGGGA